AUGGCGCUGAAAGCCAGACUGCAUGAAAUAAGCACGCAAGUCGCUAUUAUAGAUCUGAAAUACUUGCAUUCACAAGAUCCCAACCAACCUGAAAGAGGCUUGGACCCUUGUGAAGAUGAUGAAUACCAAGACCUUCAUCCAUGUGGCCUACUACCAACCGCUGAUCAGGAAUGCCCAGGACAGAAUCCAACAACCUAUCACACUAGCUCAACGGAACAUCUAGAGCUAUCGUCAGCACUCAAGAAAAAGUACGGUAACAAAGGGAACAACCGAUCGAAGAUAGCGCAAAGGCUCUUGAACAUACCUAAAGCACCUUCAAGAGCAGCUAGCUGCGCCAACAGUAUUGAGCAAUACGGAAAAGAGCACGAUCCUCUAUGGAUUGACACAAUUCUGGCGAAAUUUCCGUAUGAAAUCAUCAAAGAUUGUAUGAAGACCAUUACAAGUGGGUCAAGACUAACCGUGGGCACUUUGCUGGAAGAACUCCAAGAUAACGUCUCCGCUAGAGCCUUAUUCGAGAAUCGAUACUCUACGCUCACGUCGUCACCUCGACGCGUGGACACCUCAGAGCAGGCAGCUACGCGCGCAAAUGCUAGCAGAACUGUAGACUGCAUAUUUUGUCAGCGAACAAACCACCAAAGCGAGAACUGCCGCACAGCAAGCACUGAGAGGACAACAGUCUGUCCACGGCAGAACUGCUCUAAGUGUAACCGCGAUCAUCAUCCUACGCUCUGCACUAUGGACACGGACAGGCGAACGUCAGCAACACCGGAGAAAGCAUCCAGGUCAAAGGAACAGCUGAGUGAUCGCAUAAACAGCCAAGAAAAAGAGAAACGGCAUAAAAACAAUUACCGUAAUCAAUCCAGAAGCAUGACUGCGACCGAAGGGCAGCCAGCUGGAGAAGAGAGAAACGAGCAACAGUCCAUGAACAUUUCUUCCAAUCUAGCCAAAAAUGAUAGUCAUCCGAAACAGCUGGUCCUCAUGACGGUAGAGGCACAAAACGGGCACAUACGACAACGUCCUUCUCUUCCUAGAUUCGGGGGCUCAAUGCAAUUUGAUAGAAGGAGCCUGGCCGACAAGUUUGCACUCGUGCAUGGCGAACCAUAUCAGUGCACGAUGUAUGGCAUCGGAGGCAUAGCGGAAACGUAUACAGCACAAAAGGUAACCGCAGAGUUAAGAACUAGGUUUGGUGAAAGUGUAUUUCUAACUCUACGUACCAAGCCAGUAUUGACAAAUGCGUUCCCAUCAGCCGCUCUUACAUGCCCCGAUGUGCAGUUUCUCAAGAGCAACAAUAUAUUUCUCUCCAACACAGCAGCAAACGGAGAACUAGUCAAACCACAUAUUCUGAUAGGGGUCGAAGCAUACGAGAACGUUGUAAUGCUGGACUCACCUCCGACAAAACUGCCAUCAGGCCUCUUGGCACAGAACACAGUGUUCGGGCCUGCCUUGUUCGGGAAAUCCGAUACAGUCGGGCAGACAGUCCUAACUGAACAUGUAGUGGUAGCUUGCCCCGAAACACGUGCUGAUGUCAAGCAAGAGCUCCGACAAAUGUACGAGUUGGAAGGUAUGGGAAUUUCCACAGAUGAGUAUAGAAAAGAUGACACA
This is a messenger RNA of Cooperia oncophora, 1602 nucleotides long. NCBI's taxonomy places the organism in Eukaryota, Metazoa, Nematoda, Chromadorea, Rhabditida, Trichostrongylidae. The record is from the annotation of a GenBank genome assembly.